Messenger RNA from Menidia menidia (Atlantic silverside), 3282 nucleotides. The record is from the annotation of a GenBank genome assembly. Lineage: Eukaryota; Metazoa; Chordata; Actinopteri; Atheriniformes; Atherinopsidae.
CGACAGUCACGCGACGUUGAAAUAUACGACUCGUCGUGAGUCUUGAACGCAGCACCAGAGGAGCAUACAGCCACAGACGUUGGUGAAGUUUACACUGUCAACAAACUCCAAACUAGUUGGCUGUACGUCCAAAUACGCUCCAUUUUGCUAAUGCAAAGUCCUUUUUUUCCCCCGCCACAGUUAAUAUGAGCCUUUUCAGACAGCCAGAGGUAGAUGGGAUAUGUUGACUGUUUAGAGAAAGCACAGGACAGACGGAGACCUACGUUAUGUCAGCCCUGGACAGACCCGCGGCGGAGCUCACCGUCAUGGACGUGUACGACAUCGCGGCGGUGCUCGGACACGAGUUUGAGCGGGUCAUAGAUAAAUUCGGUUGCGAGUGCCUGGUCGGAGUGGUGCCUCGGGUGGUACGGGUGUUGGAGCUACUGGAGGCGUUGGUCAGCCGCGGAGCAGGCGGGCACGAGGCCGAGGACUUGCGGGGAGAGCUGGAGAGGCUGCGCCGGGAACGGAGCGACAGAUCCGGGCAGGAGAGGAAGCAUCAGACGGAGUUGGAGCAGGUGGAGGAGGUAUGGCGAGGGGAAGUCCAGGACCUGCUAUCUCAGAUCGCACAGCUCCAGGCCGAGAACAAGAGGCUCUCAGUGAGCCUCUCUCUUAAGGAGUCCAGCAUCACGGAGGAGGACCCACAAACAGAGGGAACAUCAGAGAAAGAAAAUCAAGAAUUGAAGAAGCUUCAAGACUCGGUGGAUAAACAGAGAGAUGAAAUCCGGGCUAAAGACCGCGAGCUGUUGCUCCGAAAUGAGGAUGUCGAAGCACUCCAACUGCAGCAGCAUCGGCUGAUGAGGAUCAACCAGGACCUUCUUCACAGGGUAGCGGUGCUGGAGGCUCAGGGCAAAAUGGUGAUUCAGCAGAGGGCUGAGCUGGAGGCAGCAGCUCAGGCACGGCAGCAGGAGCUGGGAGCUCUGCAGAUGGAGGUCUCUGGGCUGAGAAAAGAGCUCCAGGAGAGAGAACUAGAGAGACAACUAGCAGAGUUGGAAGAUUUCCCUCUUUCAAGGUCUAGGAUGUCACCACCUCAGCCUCUAACAACAAUCCAGUCUGUAGCAACAAGUUGUGAGUCUGUCAAGCCAGUGUCAGUGUGGGUGGAGUGUGCGGGGGACCCCGGCUUUGCCACAAAGUGCUUUGAGUGUGACGAAAAUCUCUCCCAUCUACCAAAGUUUUCUCAUGGAGAGGAUGAUGAGAAAAGCUUUGACACAGACGAGAACAUGGCAGCUCAGUUAAUGAGUGGAUCAGCUGGGCCAGAGCCAGAAGAGGGGACGGACAGCCCAGAUCCAGAGUCAGACAAAGCUCGAUUCACCCUGCAGGAGCUGCGGGACGUCCUUCAGGAGAGGAACGAGCUCAAAGCCCAGGUUUUCGUGCUCCAGGAAGAGCUGGCAUAUUAUAAAAGUGAGGAGUUUGAGGAUGACAUCAGUCCCCUCGUUCCUGCUCCAUCUCAUCCGCCGCUCUCAAGUGAUCCGCAGGAAUCAGGAAUAAGACGAUUGAUCUUCACCGCCAUAAUGCCAAUGGUGGCAGCUGGUUUGAUCACGGAUGACCCCACACUGAUGCCAAUCAGAAGACUUGUUUCAUUUCUGUCCACUAUGGAAUUCGGUGAGGAGUCGUCGCCUGCUCUGGCUCUCGAGAAGGACGCGUUUGAGCUCACCGUCGAAGAUGUGUAUGACAUUUCGUACGUGAUCGGACGGGAUCUGUUCAAAAUAAGCAGCGCGGGAGAGGAGGUUUCGGAUCUGCAGUUCAAGAUCGUCCGGGUUCUGGAGAUGUUUGAGACUCUGGUAAACAAAUACAACCUGUCUCUGGAGGAGCUGAAAAUGGAGCGGGACAACCUCAAGAGCGAACUGGACCGGAUCAUCCAGGAGGGCACCUCCACCGGACAGGGCACUCCAACAGCGGGACCGAACCAGCUGGUGGUGGACAUGACUGACCCCAACAGACCCCGAUUCACCAUGCAGGAGCUGAAGGAGGUCCUGCAGGAGAGGAACCAGCUGAAGGCCCAGCUCAUGGUGGCGCAAGAGGAGCUCCAGCUGUACAAGAGCGGGAUUCUACCGCGUGCCGAGCCAGCCAUGGUAGAAGUGGAUCUGGAAACACCAGCAGCCACAGAGCACAGCCCGGCCACCAUAAACGAGAAGACAACCAUAGGGAAACUGUUCUCAUUCAGGCGGAAAUGAGAAAAACCCUUUCGCAAGAGGCAAACAGGACUUGUCGGGACAAUUUGAACUUUUUAUAACAUGUUGAUCUAACAAGCACAAUAUUUUGUACUUUAAUUAUAACCUCAGAUGUUUUUUGUUUUUUUAGUAUUACUGAGUUGCGGUAGAAUCAAUCAGAUGAAGAGAACUGAUCACAAGAAAACUGGAAAGUAUAAACCAACUCGUGUUAUCAUGUUGAGAUGCAGUUUUAAAAAAAAAAUGUAAAUCAAAAUCAGGCCUUUAACUUUGAUAAACUGUCAAUAUUAUAAAAAAAAUAAUAGAAAGGCCACUCACAUUUGAUGAAUUAAAAGGUUUACAUUUGACCUGAUACAGGUGUUUAUAAAGCUCUGAUUUCAUGUCAGUACAAAGACAUGACAGGAAACAGAGGACAAAUAAUGGCCUCUGUCCUGAAAUACAGCACUAUUUUAAAAAACCUGUGUCAACGUCAGUCUUGAGAGUAGUAGUAACCUUAGUGAUUUGCAGAUCGUUUCGAGGCUGAUUAAUUCAAACUGUUGAAACAGUGUUUUUUAGUUUAUUAUUAGCAAGCAUUCAAAAUUCUUUCGAGAAUCCUUUACUUUGUAAAUAAGCCAUUAAGUGUUCUGUCGUUUUGGCUGGAGGGGGGUCGAACUGGGCAAAUUCAUCAUGAAGCUUAUUAUUCACACGUUUCCAUUUGAAAGAACUAGUUUUCAGUUGGACAUACUGUGAAAAUUGAGAUUUUCCUCACUUCAGUGCUGUGAAAAGAAUGUGGGGGCAGACUACAACUCACCCUUUGCUGCUUGCUUAAACCCUUUUCUUUGUGUUAAAUCUUAACAGGUCCUCCCAUAAUCAUGGUUAAAAAAGACUUUUAAUCGUCCUAAAUUUUCUUUUGCACUGGCUGGAAUGAAACUUUAUUCAAUAGUUGGCAUUUCCCAGCAUAUAAUUCAUAACAAAGAGAAAACCCUAUGAACAUUGUAACAUUACCUGUGAGGAAAAAUAAUUCUUCAGCGUUUUCAGCCUCUGGCUGCAUUUAACUUAGAAAUAUAUAAAAGCACAAUAAAAGCAAAUUUAGCAAAAA